AUGUCUGUGACACUCCAUACCACCGUCGGUGACAUCAAAAUCGAGGUCUUCUGCGAAUCCGUCCCCAAAACAGCAGAAAACUUUUUGGCCCUCUGUGCCUCUGGGUCUUACGACGCCUCUCCUUUCCACCGCUCCCUCCCAUCCUUCAUGGUUCAGACCGGCUCCCCCGCAUCCGCCUCCGCAAAAGUCAGCACUUCAAUCUGGGGCACGGAUUUCGAAGAUGAGAUCCGCCCAUCCUUGCGACAUAAUGCGCGUGGAAUAGUGGCAAUGGCGAACAAAGGGUCAAACACGAAUGGCAGUCAGUUCUUCAUCACGUAUGGAUCUGCGCCGCAUCUAGAUGGGAAGAAUACAGUGUUUGGAAGGGUGAUUGGUGAUGAAGGGAUGGUGACUUUGCAGAAGCUAGAAGCGAAGGAGGUGGAUAAGAAGGGAAGGAUGCAGGGCGAUAUAGUGAGGAUUGAGAGGGUAACGAUGCAUGCGAAUCCCAUUGCUGGAUGA
Messenger RNA from Letharia columbiana, 495 nucleotides. RefSeq lists its product as uncharacterized. Bases 1 to 495 code for a protein of 164 amino acids. The transcript is spliced from 2 exons. NCBI's taxonomy places the organism in Eukaryota, Fungi, Ascomycota, Lecanoromycetes, Lecanorales, Parmeliaceae. The record is from RefSeq and is a predicted model, not a curated record. Gene Ontology annotation, cellular component: catalytic step 2 spliceosome. Gene Ontology annotation, molecular function: peptidyl-prolyl cis-trans isomerase activity. Gene Ontology annotation, biological process: protein folding; protein peptidyl-prolyl isomerization.